Molecule: messenger RNA, 1353 nt
Organism: Cynara cardunculus var. scolymus (artichoke)
Lineage: Eukaryota; Viridiplantae; Streptophyta; Magnoliopsida; Asterales; Asteraceae
Product: heterodimeric geranylgeranyl pyrophosphate synthase small subunit, chloroplastic
Exons: 4
Coding region: 241-1239 (332 amino acids)
Biological process (GO): isoprenoid biosynthetic process
Molecular function (GO): prenyltransferase activity
Source: RefSeq, a predicted model, not a curated record
ACACAACACUCGCCUCUCGACUCAUUCAUCAAUCUCGUCUCCUUCAUCUCUCCUCCUCUACCUCAAGAUCGAUCUCUCCUCCACUCUUUCCAUCCCCUCAGUGGUGGCUUUGAGUUGUGCUGUUCAUGUGAAACACUAUAUCUAAAUACAAGGAAUUAUUUUUCCUCGUGGUCGCUGUUUUUCUAAUUGAAGCCCAUUAACAGAAUUCAGUAAACACAAAGCAAAGCGGAAAGCAUUAAAAUGGCUUUUGCAACUUCCAUAACUUCAUGGCCCCAUCUUCAUAUCCCAAAGAGUUUUUCAGUAACUCAACAAAAGAUCAGAUGCUCAUCAACUACAUCAUCAAUCUCUACCACCUUUGACCUUAAAACUUACUGGUCAACUCUGAGAGAAGAAAUCAACCAGAAGCUUGAUGAAGCUAUACCUGUUCAGUACCCACACCAGAUUUAUGAGUCUAUGCGUUAUUCUGUUCUUGCAAAAGGAGCAAAAAGAGCACCUCCUGUUAUGUGUGUUACGGCCUGUGAGCUCCUUGGUGGCAAUCGCCUUGCUGCCUUUCCCACUGCAUGUGCCCUUGAAAUGGUACAUGCUGCCUCUUUAAUCCAUGACGACUUGCCAUGUAUGGACGAUGACCCAUCCCGACGUGGUAAACCCUCCAACCACAGAGUCUUCGGGAUGGACAUGGCCAUCCUUGCUGGCGAUGCUUUAUUCCCAUUAGGAUUUCGCCACAUCGUCUCCCACACCCCAACCAAUCUUGUCCCAGAAACCCAACUCCUUCGUGUCAUCACAGAAAUCGCACGAGCUGUUGGUUCGACCGGCAUGGCUGCCGGGCAGUUUGUGGAUCUGGAGGGCCCAUCAAAUGCGGUAGAAUUCGUGCAGGAAAAAAAGUACGGUGAGAUGGGUGAAUGCUCUGCUGUUUGUGGAGGACUACUGGCUGGUGCUAGUGAUGAUGAGAUCCUACGGCUUAGAAGGUACGGGAGAGCGGUGGGGAUCUUGUAUCAAGUGGUGAACGACAUCUUGGAAGCGCAAUCGAAAUCAGAAGAAGAAGAAGAAGAAAAGAAGAAGGGGAAGAGUUAUGUGGGUGUGUAUGGUGUUGAGAAGGCUGUGAAAAUGGCAGAGGAUCUAAGAGGUGAGGCCAAGAGAGAGUUGGAAGGUUUUGAAAAGUAUGGUGAGAAGGUGUUGCCAUUAUACAGCUUUGUGGAUUAUGCUGCUGAUAGAAGUUUUAGUUUUGUUGAUAACAUUUGAUUCUUUCUUAUAAUAAUCACACUCUUGUAAGUUGUAACCUAACCUAACCUAACCUAACUUGCAUCUAUCAUCACAAUUCAAUCUCCACUUGUAUCUAUUCAUCUUCUUUUGCCA